Hydractinia symbiolongicarpus is the source of this 6627-nucleotide messenger RNA. Its product is annotated as transient receptor potential cation channel subfamily M member-like 2. Bases 142 to 5004 code for a protein of 1620 amino acids. Gene Ontology annotation, cellular component: membrane. Gene Ontology annotation, molecular function: ligand-gated calcium channel activity. The transcript is spliced from 32 exons. NCBI's taxonomy places the organism in Eukaryota, Metazoa, Cnidaria, Hydrozoa, Anthoathecata, Hydractiniidae. The record is from RefSeq and is a predicted model, not a curated record. Gene Ontology annotation, biological process: calcium ion transmembrane transport.
UAAACAAUCUGAAUAGUAGAGAGCAAUUAUUCGAAUCAAGAUGGUAGCUUUAUUUCGGUAAAUCACAGGCAGAGUAUAAAAACAUGUCCAAUUUGCAAAUUUGAAAUAGCUAUUAAGCUAGCUAAUAUUAUUUCAAGUUAAAUGGCAAAGAAAACAAAUGACAUGAGAGCAAAGCUAGAUAGCCAUACCCGAGGCACUAGAAUAUCACCUUCAGAAACUGUUAUAGAGUUGAAAAAGCAAAAAAGGAGAAGGAAAAAUUCUCUAACAUCUGGUUCUGGAUUGUUAAAUUCAGCCAGAGAUCUUAACAGACGCAGAACUUUUAUUUCCAGACAUUUUGACAAAAGAGAAUGCCUUAGAUAUAUUGAAGUCACAGAUAGAUCUGGCAACAAAAAGUGUGGUUGUGGUCUAACAAGAGUAAAACAUUCUAAAAAUACAAUCAUUAGCCAAGAUGCUGAGUGGACACCAGACAAAUGUACAAUAAGGAUACCAACAGAUGCAUAUGGAGAAAUCAAAUUUGAUGAUCAAACUAACAGCACUAAUAAACCUUAUGUGCGACUCUCCGAUGAUACAAAAGCUGAAGAUGUUAUUAGAAUUAUGACAGAGAAAUGGGAACUAGAGUUACCAACCUUGGUGAUAUCAGUUACUGGUGGAGCUAAAAGUUUUAAUUUAAAGCCACGUUUGAAAGAGGUGUUUAACAAGGGUUUGAUCAAGGUAGCUGUUUCCACUGGGGCAUGGAUUAUUACUGGCGGAACAAAUACUGGUGUAAUGCAGCAUGUAGGAGAAGCUGUAAAACAUAGGGGGAGCGUCAGUAAUGUUGGUCGUUCAAAUAUUAAUGUCAUUGGCAUUGCUCCCUGGGGAGUGCUGGAAUCACCAGAAAGUUUGAUAUCCAAGGAUGGGUUAGGGUUAUAUCCUGCAAAAUACAAGUGUUCUUCCCUUGACACAAGCAAGACUGGUUUGGAUCACAAUCAUUCACAUUUUCUUUUGGUGGACAAUGGAACGACAGGAGAGUAUGGAACAGAAAUACAACUUCGAUCAAGAGUUGAGAACGCACUAUCAAAGUGCAAAGUAAAAUCAAAAGCAGAAAAAAGUGCUAUUGAUAUUCCUGUCGUGAUCCUCUGUCUUGAAGGUGGACCAAAUACUAUUAAAACAAUGCUGUCAGCUAUUCAAAGUGGAACACCAGCUGUUGUGAUUGAUGGUAGUGGCCGGGCAGCAGAUGUUGUGUCUUAUGCAUACAAGCAUUUGAUAGAUGGAGGCCCAGGUAUUAGUGUAAUUGAUCCAGAAUAUGUUGAAGACAUACAAAAAAAAGUGGAAGAAGUAUUUGGAAAAGAUAAAAUGCUGUCUGUAUACAAUGAAAUUGAGGCAUUGCUCCGAAAUCAAAAAAUGAUAUCUGUGUUUCGACUUGAUGACAAUGUUGCAAAAAGUGAUAUGGAUUUGGCAAUAUUAAGAGCACUGCUCAAAGCCAACAAAGAAAAUAAGCUUAGCAAAACAAGUUUCCAAAUGCAACUUAAAUUAGCACUGGCAUGGAAAAGAAUAGAUGUUGCGAAAAGUGAAAUUUUUACUGAAGAUUUAAAACAGAAGGCCUUAACACAACAAGCUGAUACAGAUAGAGAUAAUAAUUAUGAGGUUCAAUGGUUGUAUGAAUCAAUGCAUGUCGCCCUUUUGGAUAAUAAGCCAGACUUCGUAGAGUUGUUUUUUCAUGAAGGUGUCAACCUUUCACAUUUUUUAACAUUGCAAGAACUCAAACUGCUUUACAAAGGAAUACCAGAAAAUACUGUGAUUCACUAUGUUUUUGAUAGUUAUACCCAACUGGAACGUCCUGAUGUAUUGGUAGAUAUGUUUGUAGUUGGGCAGGUUAUUGAAGAUCUAAUGGGGGAUCGGUACAAGUCAAGGUUUAAGACAGAUGCCUGCUACCAACAACCACUAACUUUAAGAAAAAGUUCUAAUCAUCAGCCUUUGUUGGAUAAUAUUGAUGAUGAUGACUCUAUUACCACACCACACAUGGAUUUAUUUAUGUGGGCAGUUUUAUGCAAUCGAAGGGAAUUAGCUCGAUUGCUUUGGCAAUGUACUCCAAAUAGUAUAGCUUGUGCUUUGAUGGCGUCAAGGCUUUUGCAGAGUUUAGCUGACUAUGCAGUGGACAAUAAGGAAUUAUCAGAUAUGGUGGAUGAUCUUUUAGACCACAGCAGAAGUUAUGAAUUAAUGGCAGUUGGCGUGCUUGAAAAGUGUCGGGAAGAGGACGAUAAAUUUGCCCAAGCACUUUUGGUUAAAGAACUGCCUGAUUUUGGUGGAAACUUAUCCAGUUUGGACAUUGCUGUGUCAGCAAAUAGUCAGGAUUUCAUUGCCCACACUAGUUGUCAAACUUUGUUUAACCGGUUAUGGAUGGGGGAGCUGUACAUUAACACAAAAACUGUAAAAGUCCUCAUAUGUAUCUUUAUGCCAUUCCUCAUUAACGUGUUGAUCACAUUUCAUGAAGACAAAGAAAAUGAUGCAGAAGAUGCUCUAUCAGAAAACAUUUACGCAAAUGAAAACACUAGUGACGAAAACGAAAACAGAUUAAAGGACUCCUUAAAUGGUUCAUCUUUAAUUGGUUCAGAGUAUUCUUUACAAAAAGAUUUUCAUAAUAGUGAAAGCCAAUUGGAGGAUGUACCAACAGAUGAGCAACAACGAGAUGAAGAAGAAGCGAUAGAUUGCCAUCAUGACGAAAUUGAUAUUUUGGGCAUACAAACUAAAACUGGAUAUUUUAAGAGAAUUGUUUGCUUCCAUGAUGCACCAUUUGUCAAAUUUGUGGUCAAUGUGUUGUCAUAUGCCUUCUUCUUGCUACUGUAUGCCUUUAUCAUACUGACACGGUUCAACAUCAAGCUUCACCCUGCAGAAUAUGUGCUCCAAGCAUGGGUGUUCACUCUUUUUUGUGAAGAGAUACGACAAGUGGUGACACAGGAACCAAAGAAUUUAUUAGGGAAAUUGGAAUUCUACUUCCUCGAUCCAUGGAACAUUGCAGAUACGGUUUCGUUAUUUGGUUUUAUUGUUGCUACAUCGUUGCGAUAUGUUGCAAAUACAUAUGAUAAUGUGGAAUUUUUAGUGGCAGCACGCAUAAUUUAUGCAACCGAUAUUGUGUUGUUUAUUAUUCGGUUGCUGCAAAUAUUUUCUAUCAACCGACACAUGGGUCCGAAGUUAGUUAUGAUUCGUAAAAUGUUGGAUGAUCUGGUGUAUUUCGUUGUCAUCUUGGCUGUAUUUGUUAUUGGAUAUGGGGUAGCAAAACAAGCUGUAUUAUUUCCAAACAGUGGAUUAUAUAAUGCUGUUGUUGGUGUGCUCAACAGACCGUACUGGCAAAUGUAUGGAGAAUUAUUCAUAGAUGAUAUAUUAGAAGACAAAGUGAACUGUACAACUGGUCUUCCAGUGUGCAUGCAGCCUGAUGCUGAGGAACCGUGUAUAGAUGAGUAUGGGAAAUAUGUAGCACCAGUCUACAUGGCGGUGUAUAUGUUGUUUACUAACAUUCUUCUUCUCAAUCUGCUUAUUGCUAUAUUCAACUACACGUUUGAGAAGAUACAAGAAGAUUCAGAUAAAGUUUGGAAAUUUCAACGAUAUGAUUUGAUAUCAGAGUAUCGCGACCGGCCAGCUUUGUGUCCACCAUUUAUAAUCGUUGUGCAUAUCUUCAGUGUACUUACGUGGAUAUUUCGGAAGUGCUCGUGCUCUAAACCUACUGAAAAACACUCCACGGAAACCAAAUUCUUUGCAAAUUAUGAUCCAAUGCAUCUGAUUGCAAGAGAAUUUGUGGCAGCGGAGACGUAUAUUUACGAAAGCACAAUAAGAGAUGCUGAGACUCAGGACGAGCGGAUUAAAACUAUACUUAACAGGGUAAAUUUUUUAACUGAAGAAAUCGAGGAAAUAAAAGGCGGAGGAGAAGCGAGCGUAGACACAGCAAGAAAAGAUGUGAUCCGUCCUGAAACCAGCUGGCAUGGGGUGCGUACCAGGAAGAGUACCGCCAGUGGUGUGAACAUAGAAUCUCGACUGGCUAAAUUGGAAUUUAGCAUGCAACAAAUACUGGAACUAAUAAUGUUGCAGAACCAGAAACAAGCUGCCAUUCUGGAAGCAAGUCAAAGCAUAAUGUCAAAUGCUGUGUCAAGCUCGCAACAGAAUACUGUGAAAUCACAGAUCACUACUAUCCACACAAAAGCAAGGAUGUCUCCAUACCCUGGUACAAUGAUCAAAAGAUGGAAGGUACCUGAUGACAAAGUCUUGUGGCAGCAUCCAUAUCCCGAGUACAAGCCUACUCUAUACACUGCACCAUUUGUUUUGUCCAAACCAUAUUGGGCUGAUAUUGAUCUCAUAUCAAUGUCCCCGCGUCCUGAAGUUAUGUACAAUGCAUAUGAUGAAGAAAAUAAAGUGAACCGAAUCAGUCAUAUUGGUUUUUACGAAGUUAUAGAAGGGUUGCCCAGAAACCCAUAUGGGCGUACCGGCAUGCGUGGAAGGGGAAGUCUUGGUAGAUUUGGUCCCAACCAUGCCGCUGAUCCUGUUGCUACCAGAUGGAAGCGUACGAGCUCUGGCAUUAUGUUGGAUAACAACGGCAAACGCGUGUUGGAAUUUAUCGCUAUCCAAAGAAGAGACAAUCAGCAAUGGGCAAUACCAGGAGGAAUGGUGGAGCCGGGAGAGCAUGUCUCAGAAACGUUGCGUAAGGAAUUUACAGAGGAGGCUUUGGCAAAACUGAACAUGAGUGAAGAGAAACGAAAGCAAAUAUCAGAUCGAAUUGCUUACUUAUUCAAAAAUGGAGUCGAGGUUUACAAAGGGUAUGUGGACGAUCCGAGAAACACAGAUCAUGCGUGGAUGGAAACAGUAGCAUGCAACUUCCAUGAUGACACUGGUGAAAUAUUUGGAGAGCUCCAGUUGCAAGCUGGCGAUGACGCACAAGCCGUGCGUUGGCAACGCGUCAGUGGCAACAUCCCUUUGUUUGCGAGUCACGUGGGAAUACUAGAGAAAGUGGCGAAAAUGCAUGGAGCUGCUUUUUAUUAGUUUUUUUAUCAGGCGUAAAUUAUUUAUUAUUUUCGAUCUUCCGAUCAAACAAAUUGUGAUUGGUUGAUCUUUGCAGCCAAUCAGGUUUCCCUAUAGCAAACGGUUUUUAAAAACAUGGCUGUUACAGUUAUGUGAAAACCAUCUUCUGUGGAGCGACGAGUAAUCAAAAUCUAUAGAUGGGGGAAAUACCUAUCAUCGUUGUUUUUACACAAUGGGAGUUAAUAAUAUUUUUCUCUAUGAUUAACGAAGUUAGGAGUGCGGCACUUUUUGAAUUGUGUUCUUUCGUGUCCAAAGAAAAACUUUUAAAGAAUUACGACCGCACCACAAAUUAACUUGUAUUUCUUCGCUUCAAAAAGACCGGAUGCUCUUUUUUCUUUUUGUAUUAAAACCAAAAUUGGUAUAAUUUAUUGGUUGUCAAUAAAUCGACUGUAUGUUAAUUAAGGCUUAAUGAGUUUGUCAGCAAUUAAUUAGCGCUGUCAUUUGGUAAUUAACUUCACCGCUCGUGUAAGUGAUCUUAUCAAUGUUAAAAAUAGAUUUUGUUGGAGACUCGUGUAAUUAGGAGGUUUAAUUACCCCUUUUUACAUCGAUGAAUGCGAGAUUGACCGCAAACAUAAAUUGGUUAUGAGUAGUAACAUUGGUAUUUGCCGGUUAACGAGUUUGGAAUUGUUUUUUUUUUUGUAUUGUUUUUUUUUUAUUUUCACGAACUUAUAUACAUAUUUACGCAUUCACAAAAGGUGUCCAGUGACUCGCAGUUGACAUUUAAUUGGCAUAGAAACAAUUAUUGCUCGUUUGUUUUUUACCUCGCCUACCUUAUAAUUUCCUUGUCAAUAUAUUUAAUAUUGUGUCCUUAUAUUAAAUAUCGCUCUGUGAGGGUUGGACAAUAUUUUGAUAUUCAAUUAAGGUUUAUAUUGAAAAUUGCAUCAUUUUUUCUCAUCGUGUAAUUUAAUAUGUCAUUUUGAAACGUGGCUUUGAACAUUGAACAUUUGAUUCUUGCUUUUGUGUUAUUUGUAGCAUGAGUUUAAGAAAUUGUUAUUUCAGUCUUGGGCGACCUGUUUGUAGGUUUGAAAUCUAAAUUAUACGAUUUUUUUCUCUGUAUUUUUUAAUUUUGAAUAAUUUCCCCUUUCGUGCCUAAAGGUAUAAUUAGGUAGAAUUAAGCUUUUCGAAUUAUACCCUGUAUAUAUUAUAUGUAAUACUUAUUUAUAUUUAUCAUUUUUAAUUUUUUUUUAAAAAUAAUUUUCCCCAUAUGAUGUACAAAUAUUGUUUCGUCUUUGGCUAAUUCGUAAUCUAAAAUUCGAACUGAAACUGAAUAUAUUUCAUUUUUUCAUAUAAAAAGCAAAUGAAAUUAGACUAGAAUCCUCUUUAAAAAUGUAAAAUAGCUAAUUUAACUAGCUUUUUUUUAUUUAUCAUUUGUAAAUAUUGUAAAUUGUGAGUGAAUUGAAAACUAUAAAUCUUUAACUGGAGAACUGUACUGUAUUGGUAUUUAACAGAAUAUAUAUAUAUAUAUAACAUUAACGAAGCUUCUCACAAAAGGAAAUUUGUUUUCAAACAUAUGACUUAAGAUAUAAACUUGCGUGAUUUUCUGUAUUCUUUGUGUAUUUACCACGAAACAAUUUUAUUGGCUAA